Molecule: messenger RNA, 1266 nt
Organism: Lecanosticta acicola
Lineage: Eukaryota; Fungi; Ascomycota; Dothideomycetes; Mycosphaerellales; Mycosphaerellaceae
Source: the annotation of a GenBank genome assembly
AUGUCGAAACAACUCCGCAUUCUCAUCUCUGGCUCCGGCAUCGCAGGCGGUGCUUCCGCGUUCUGGCUGCUGCGUGCCUUCCCACAAGCCCGGAUCACAAUCGUCGAGCGGGCCCCGUCUCUGCGCUUGACUGGCGCCAGUGUCGAUAUCCGGAGCUCGGCGGUUGAUGUCAUCAAAUGGAUGGGGUUGGAGAGAGAGAUCCGCGAGCACACGACCCACGAGGAAGGGAUGCAAUUUGUCAAGGCUGAUGGAAGGCCGGUCGCCACGCUGAGAUCUACCGGUAGAGACGACAUUCAGAGCUUGACGAGCGAGUAUGAGAUCUUCCGAGGUGAGCUGGGACGGAUUCUGAUCGAGCCUGUGUUGCCUCACGUCAAUUUGAUCUAUGAUGAGACUGUGGAAGAUUAUGAAGAGAAGGAGGACGGCGUCGCCGUGACCUUUACGAAAUCGAAGGAGACGAAGACGUACGACCUUCUCGUUGCCGCUGAUGGGUUUGGUUCGAGGCUGCGAGGGAAGAUGACGGGAUGCAGUCCGCGAGAGCACGUGGUUGACGAAGGGUGUCGAGUGGCAUACUGGACCAUGGAGGGCGAUCUGCUCAAGGGAGAGCGACUAGCAAAGAUGCACACAGCAACUGGCGGGAGAUGCGCGGUGAUCCGUCCAGAUCCACACCCCGACAGGCGGACCCGAGCGAUGUUCCUCAACGUUCUCCCACUGAAUGACACAGAAAGGCAGGAUCUUUUUGAGACGGCUCUGGAGAAGGGCAACGAGAGCUAUACGAAACUUAUGGAGGAGACUUUCCACGAUGCAGGCUGGUUGGCACCUGAACUAUUGGAAGGCAUGCGUAAGAGCGACGACCUCUACUGUUCAUGGUUCGCACAGAUUCAAUGCCCGAAGCUACACUCGGACCGUGUCGUCCUUGUUGGCGACGCAGGGUAUGCCACUCCCGGCAUCGGCACAAGCCUUGCAAUCAUAGGUGGCUACGUUCUCGCUGGCGAGCUCCUCAGUCAUGCAGGAGAUAUCCCACUCGCGCUGAGGAACUAUCAGGAGCUGAUGCUACCGUUUGUGAAGAGUCAACAGGGUGGAGUUGGCGCGAUGCAGUGGAUGGCGCCACAGACGCAGUGGGGCAUCAACGUGCGAGACCGCAUUCUGAGCAUUGCACUCGGGUUGAAGAUGGAUCGCGUAGUGACUUACGGUUCUGCCAUGUUGGGCUUCACGGAGAAGAAGCUGAAGAUGCCCGAGUACGCGUGGCCAGCGCAGUGCAGUGAGUGA